AUGGCAAGCUUUCCUAUCGGUUUUACUGAGAGUGCAGAGCAGUCCUUAGGUCCUGAACUCUCAGAUGAGCUCACCAUGGCCCUUGCUGCAGGGGAGUGGUGGGCUAUUAUGGAGGUUUCAAGUCCCAUCUCUGAGGAGCCAGAGUAUUGCGACUUCACCUGGCCUCCACGCCCCAUAUCCCUGAAGUCGACGAAGCAGUGGAGCCAAAACAAGACACAGGGAGCUCCUGUGCCCACCAGGUCCCAACAGGAAUCACCUGUGCCUGUUGGGUCCCCACAGAAAGCACCUGCGCCCACUGGGUCUCCACUAGGACCACCUGUGCCCAAGUCUCAAGAUUGGCGAAAUCUAAAUUUCUCUGAGCCUCUUAAGCAGGAGCGGCUGCAUCAGCAGAGAAAGUGGAGGGAGAAAAAGACAGAGGAAGCACCAGUGGCUGUUGAGCCCCCACAGAAAGCACCUCUGCCCAUAGCAUCUCCACUAGGACCACCUGUGCCCCAGUCUCAAGAUUGGCGAAAUCUAAAUUUAUCUGAUCCUCUUAAGCAGGAGCGGCUGCAUCAGCAGAGAAAGUGGAGGCAGAAAAAGACAGAGGAAGCACCAGUGGCUGUUGAGCCCCCAGAGAAAGCACCUGUGCCCUCUGGGUCUCCACUAGGACCACCUGUGCCCCAGUCUCAAGAUUGGCGAAAUCUAAAUUUCUCUGAGCCUCUUAAGCAGGAGCAGCUGCAUCAGCAGAGAAAGUGGAGGCAGAAAAAGACACAGGAAGCACCAGUGGCUCUUGGGUCCCCACAGAAAACACCUGUGCCCUCUGGGUCUCCACUAGGACCACCUGUGCCCCAGUCUCAAGAUUGGCGAAAUCUAAAUUUCCCUGAUCCUCUUAAGCAGGAGCAGCUGCAUCAGCAGAGAAAGUGGAGGCAGAAAAAGACAGAGGAAGCACCAGUGGCUCUUGGGUCCCCACAGAAAACACCUGUGCCCUCUGGGUCUCCACAGGGAGCACCUGUGCUCAAGUCUCUACAGAGACCAUCUGUGCCUGCCCCAAAGCCUCUGAGAGGGGAGCUGCUGCAGAGGAGGCCUCAAGCGUCUUCUCAAGCGAAUCCACAGGAAGCGGUAGUGCCCUCUGGGGCUCCGAAGGGAGAAGAUAUGGCCCCAAGGAUCCCAAAAGGUAUGCUUGUGCAUUCGGGGACCACACAGGGAUCACUUGUACCUUCAGAUUCCCCCAAACUGGGAGAAAGCCUCAAGAUCCCUAAAAAGCAGAGGCAGAAGCAGAGGGAGCAGAAUAUCCCAAAGGGAGCUUCUGGCAAUGUAGGUGUGUGUCAGCCACCUCCAAAAAAUAAAAUCUGUGUGGAUAUUAACAAGAAGGUGCAGCUGAAUACUAAACCGAGGAGCCCGGAUCGGAUAAAGACUUCACACCUGGAUCAGAGCAGCAUUCCUCCCAGGUCCCAGAUGAACCGGAAGAGAGCAUUGGACAAUGCAGGUGUGGACCAGUCACCUCCACAAAAAAUGCCCCGCUUGGCAAUCAAAGUCAAAGACCAGGAGUUAGAACCAGGCAGCUUUAAGAAAUUGUGCUAUAUUUAUGCAGCAUAUUCAUAA
This is a messenger RNA of Rhinichthys klamathensis goyatoka, 1581 nucleotides long. Its product is annotated as basic salivary proline-rich protein 1-like. NCBI's taxonomy places the organism in Eukaryota, Metazoa, Chordata, Actinopteri, Cypriniformes, Leuciscidae. The transcript is spliced from 3 exons. Bases 1 to 1581 code for a protein of 526 amino acids. The record is from RefSeq and is a predicted model, not a curated record.